This is a messenger RNA of Sphenostylis stenocarpa, 1932 nucleotides long. The record is from the annotation of a GenBank genome assembly. Lineage: Eukaryota; Viridiplantae; Streptophyta; Magnoliopsida; Fabales; Fabaceae.
AUGGGCUAUCAGUUGCUACAGAUAGUUACAAUGCUGACAGUGAUAGCAUUUGGAGGAGCAUUAAGGAAAGCAACUGGAGAAUGCAGUUCAGAUGACUUGGAAGGUUUGAUGGCCUUCAAGAAUGGCAUUCAGAUGGAUACUUCUGGCCGGUUGGCUAAGUGGGUUGGUAUGAGCUGCUGUGAAUGGGAAGGUGUUGUCUGCGACAAUGCAACCACUAGAGUGACUCGGAUCCUUCUCCCAGGGCUAAAUGAAAAAGAUUUGGGUCAAACACAGAUGGUGGGCCAACUUUCUCCUUCCAUAACACUCCUCUCUUCUCUUGAAAUCCUUGAUCUUGGUGGCUUAGUAGGCCUCAGUGGAGCAAUUCCACAAACAAUUGGCUUGCAAAUGCCAAAGCUCAAAAAGCUUUAUCUUUAUGGCAACAAUUUAACUGGCCCAGUACCAGAAAGCAUUGGUGAUUUGCCAAACCUCCAGGAACUGGGACUGCACGAAAAUAGAAUAUAUGGGUCAAUCCCUUCUAGCCUCGGAAGCUUAAGAAACCUCAAAAGGCUGCUGCUUUACUCAAACCAAAUUUCAGGUACAAUACCCUUCUCACUUGGGAGUUUGACCAAUUUGGUAGAAUUGGAUGUUCAUGACAAUGCUCUUAUGGGUCAUAUACCCAACAGCAUUGGUCAGAUGCUGGCUUUGGAGAAGCUUGAUCUUUCAAGCAAUAUGCUAAGUGGAAGCAUACCUUCUUCAAUAACCAAUUUAACUGCCAUUUCAGUUUUGUAUUUUGACACCAACUAUCUUGAGGGAUCCAUCCCAUUUCCCUCAAAACCUGGUGAAAUGCCUUCUCUUGGCUUCAUAAGACUCCAGAAUAACCACCUGAGUGGAAAUAUACCUCCCAGUUUUGGUUAUCUUGUUUCUCUUCAAAGAGUUUCAUUAUCAAACAACAAACUUGAAGGAGCAUUGCCUUCUAGUUUGGGCAAUUUGCAUUCUUUGACAGAGCUUUACCUCAGUAGCAACUCCUUCUCAGGCCAAAUACCAAAAUCAAUAGGCCAACUCUCUCAGCUCAUAAUGUUGAACAUUUCCAAUAAUUUGAUUGAAUGGCCAUUGCCUCAGGAGAUGUCUUCCCUUCAAAACCUUCAGACACUUGAUCUAUCUUUCAACCCUUUGAACCUAUCCUCCAUUCCACCAUGGCUAACAAGUCUCUCAUCUCUUUCCCGCAUUUACCUCGCAGGCUGUGGCCUCAAGGGCCAGCUUCCAGACUUAUUGCAAACAACACAGAGUCCAAUACUGGAACUGGACUUAUCUGAGAACCUUCUUAGCGGACCAAUACCAUCAUGGAUAGGAUCCCUCAGUCAGCUCUACUUGUUAAACCUCUCAAGUAAUUCACUUGAUUCACACAUACCUGAUUCCCUCACAAACUUGCCUGAUCUAGGUGUUCUUGAUCUUCACUCAAAUAAGUUAACAGGCUCCAUAACUGGGGUAUUUAACGCUGAGCUAGAAGGUACUUUUGGGGGGUCAUUAUCAUACAUUGAUCUUUCUGACAACAACUUUUCAAGUGGAGUUGAGGCAAUUGGUGUGGGAGAGCAGUUAAACAUUCACUACCUGAAUUUGUCUCAUAACCUUCUGAAGGGUACAUUACCAGGUUCCCUUGGGAAGCUCAACUCAAUUCACAGUUUGGAUUUGAGCUUCAAUGAAUUAGGCUCCAACUUGCCAGAAGUGCUGGCAAAGUUGACCUUGUUGGAGAGUCUGAAGCUGCAAAGCAACCACUUCAGUGGUAACAUACCCAAUGGAUUUCUCAAGCUGAGAAAGCUGAAGGAAUUGGACUUAUCAGAUAAUGUACUUGAAGGGGAAAUUCCAGAGGGUAAACCUCUUAUUGACUUUCCUGGGAGUACUUAUUCUGGAAAUAAAGGUUUGUGUGGAAAGCCUCUUAAUCCUUGUAAACGUUGA